Vitis vinifera (wine grape) is the source of this 1300-nucleotide messenger RNA. RefSeq names its product (S)-ureidoglycine aminohydrolase. NCBI's taxonomy places the organism in Eukaryota, Viridiplantae, Streptophyta, Magnoliopsida, Vitales, Vitaceae. The transcript has 14 exons. The record is from RefSeq and is a predicted model, not a curated record. Bases 220 to 1140 code for a protein of 306 amino acids. Gene Ontology annotation, molecular function: ureidoglycine aminohydrolase activity.
UAAAAAUUAAAAUAUGGGGUGAGAAAAACCCCAAUGUUGUGAUUGGGUACAUCUACCUGUCCACAAUGAAUUGGCAGAGACACUCCGAGGAAUAAGAAUAAGGACAGGGUCACAGUCCACUACCUGUUCAGUUCCCUGUUAUGGUUUCCACUUCCUCAACUGAGGAUUGAAGAGGAGGAAUAGCACACAAAUUACCAUUCCACACUCCUUUAACCCAAAAUGCAGUUUCCCUCGCCAGUUUCAGCAAGAGUUCUUGUCAUCCUAUCAAUUAUUAUUCCAAGUUUCAUGAAUGUAUCAGUUGCUGAUGAAGGGUUUUGUUCAGCGCCUUCGAAUUCCGACAGCUAUUCGAACUCGGGACAUAUGUACUGGAAAGUCACGAAUCCUACGCUGGCUCCUUCUCAUCUUGAAGACUUGCCGGGCUUCACUCGCAGUGUGUAUAAAAGAGAUCAUGCUUUAAUCACGCCUGAAAGUCAUGUAUUCAGCCCUUUACCUGAGUGGACCAAUACACUGGGAGCAUAUUUAAUCACACCAGCUAUGGGCUCACACUUUGUAAUGUACCUAGCAAAUAUGCAAGGAAAUUCAAGGUCAGGGCUUCCUCCAUAUGAUGUCGAGAGGUUCGUAUUUGUGGUUCAGGGCACUGUGACACUCACUAAUGUAUCUGAUGUCAACCACGAACUGAUGGUGGAUUCAUAUGCUUAUCUACCACCUAAUUCUGAACAUUCCAUUUCAUGUGAUGCAUCUGCUACUCUUGUUGUAUUUGAAAGAAGGUAUGCCUCUCUGAAAAAUCAUAUUACUGAGCAGAUUGUUGGUUCAACUGUUAAGCAGCCGCUUCUUGAAACUCCCGGUGAGGUUUUUGAACUCAGAAAGCUUCUCCCCACAUCCGCACCUUAUGAUUUUAAUAUCCAUAUCAUGGAUUUUCAACCUGGAGAAUUUCUUAAUGUGAAGGAGGUCCACUACAAUCAGCAUGGUUUGUUACUCUUAGAGGGCCAGGGAAUUUAUCGCUUGGGUGAUAGCUGGUACCCAAUUCAAGCAGGUGAUGCCAUUUGGAUGGCACCCUUUGUGCCUCAAUGGUAUGCUGCACUUGGCAAAACCCGGUCACGCUAUCUGUUGUACAAAGAUGUAAAUAGGAAUCCACUGUAACUAAAUGUUUCAUGAAGUAUGUCCAUAUAUUGCAAUCCUAUGAUUCCAACAAUGGUGGAUCAAUUUCUGAUGCAGUGCAUUAUGUUUCAUAGAUAAGAACCAUCCUGACGUUGAAAGGAUUAAUUACAUAAGCUUUUUAAUAUGUGGAAAUAUUUGCUAA